Messenger RNA from Scleropages formosus (Asian bonytongue), 2821 nucleotides. RefSeq names its product solute carrier family 22 member 31 (gene slc22a31). Gene Ontology annotation, biological process: transmembrane transport. Lineage: Eukaryota; Metazoa; Chordata; Actinopteri; Osteoglossiformes; Osteoglossidae. The transcript is spliced from 9 exons. Gene Ontology annotation, molecular function: transmembrane transporter activity. Bases 57 to 1940 code for a protein of 627 amino acids. The record is from RefSeq and is a predicted model, not a curated record. Gene Ontology annotation, cellular component: membrane.
UCCGCGCCGCCGCUCCGCGCUCGUGUCCGCCUCGCGCCCGUGUCCGCCUCGCGCCCAUGGACUUCGACAGCAGGAUCUACCCGCGGAUCGGCGGCUUCGGCCGCUACAGUCGCGCCGUGGUCUCGCUCAGCUGGCCGUGCGGCUUCGCCGUGGCGCUCGCCUUCUUCUCGGACGUCUUCUUCACGCUCUUGCCGGACUCGUACCGCUGCCGGACGGACCCGGCGCUGCUGCCCGCCGCGCUGCCGCUCGGCAACCUGUCGGAGGCGGCGCUGCUGAACGUGAGCGUGCCGUGGGAGCCGGAGUCUGGCUGGAGCCGCUGCCAGCUCUACCGGUACCCGCGCAACUCCUCCGGCAACAUCUCGUCCGGCACCUCCGAGUGGUCGAGGCCAGCGGAGGAUCAUGUGCCCAGAGAAGCGGUGCCCUGCACCAGAGGGUGGCACUUCAGCACUUCGGCUGGGCUCCACUCCAACUACGUCACCGAGUGGAACCUGGUGUGUGAGAACUACUGGAAGGUUCCUCUGCAGCACAUCUGCUUCAUGAUGGGAUGCAUGCUGGGAUACAUCUUCAUGGGCACCCUGUGUGACAGACUCGGCCGCCGUCGGGCCUUCCUUGUCUCCGUGGCGCUCUCAGGCCUGCUGGGCAUGGCUGUGUGCCUGUCUAACGGUCCCCUCGUCUUCCUGCUGCUGCGUCUCUGCCAGGGAGCCAUGCUGUCCGGUAUUUUCCUGUCCUCCUACAUCGCCCGACUGGAAAUGUGCGACCCGCCCCACCGGCUCAUGAUGACCAUGAUUGGCGGGUUCUUCGCGGUGUGCGCCGAGCUGCUGUUGCCAGGGCUCGCGGCGAUGUGCCGUGAUUGGCCAGUUCUGCAGGCUGUAGCCACGGUGCCCCUCCUCCUGCUGCUCUCCUAUUGGUGCUCUGCAUCCAUCUUCCCGGAAUCCCCCCGUUGGCUGCUGGCCACCCACCAGAUCCUGCAGGCUAGAAAGUGUCUGGAAAACAUCUCGACACGCAACGGCGUGUGUGUGGGCGAGGAGUUGUACCCUGCCGAGAGCCUGCUGGCAGAGAUGGACGUGGCGUACCCCGAUGACUCUGAGCCACGGUUCCACCACGUCCUGGAGCUGCGCCACUCCCGGGUCAUCUGGAGGAACGGCCUCAUCCUCGGCUUCACCCUGUUCAUCGGCACGGGGAUCCAGUACUGCUUCACCAGAAACCUCCACGGCUUCUCGCACCACUUCUACCUGACCUACUUCGUGCGGGUGGCGACGGGCGCCGUGGCGUGUGCCCUCCUCUGCGUCACCGUGGAGCGCUGUGGUCGCAGGGGCGUCCUGCUGCUGUCGGCCAUCACCACGGGGCUGUCCUCCCUGCUGCUGCUCGCCCUCACCCAGUAUCUGCGCAGCGGCCUGGUGCUGGUGCUGUCUGUUCUGGGUCUCCUGUCCUCGCAGGCCUUGGCCAUGCUCAGCGUGUUCUUCGCCAGUGAGGUCCUGCCCACCGUCGUCCGCGGUGGCGCUCUGGGCCUCGUCCUGGCCGCAGGCUGCGUGGGGAUGGCCGCCUCCUCGCUGAUGGAGCUGCAGAACAACAGCGGCUACUUCCUGCACAACGUGGUGUUUGCGUCGUUCGCCGUGCUCUCCGUGCUCUGCGUCAUGCUGCUGCCCGAGACGAAGAGCAAGCCCCUCCCCGACUCGCUGAAGGACGGCGAGAACCAGCGGCGCCCGGCGUUCUUCGCAUCGCGACCCGGGCGCGACUCGCUGCCCCUGCUGCGCACGCUGCCCCACGACUCCCACUACGACCCCGACAGCUACUCGCGUCUCGUUUCCGCCACCAAGAAGAUGUUGGCCAAAGACAGAUCCUAUGGGCUCCCACCACCCCAGCAGCGCCCCCUGCUGGCUGUCGACAACGGGUUGCUAGACUGCCAGGAGAACAAGUUGCUACACGAGGACAACUCCUAGGACACCUCUGUCGCUGGAGAUGGGUCACUUACUGCCCCCAACCAAGAACACACACACACACACACACACACACACACACACACACACACACCCUGCGCACUUGCUUUCUGGAGCGUUGCAUUAUGGGGCCACAGUGUUGUUCUGCUCAUUCCAGCCUAGCCCUUUGUGUCUGGGAACUCGGGAGGGUGUGUGUGUGUGUGUGUGUGUGUGUGUGUGUGUGUGUGUGUCAAGCCUGGAAUCUCCCUCGCUGCUCCAUUCCUUUCCUGUUCCAGAAACACCGGCGACAGUUUGAUCAGCGUCCCAUGACACGGGCUCCUUGCAAGGUUGUCUUGUGACUCUCAUUCUUCAAUCGCCGCGCCAGUGUCUCACCGUCAGGCGUUUGCGCCGCAAAGGAAAGUAUUGUGACGACUAAUGAAUCGUUCCCUUCUUGUACUCCUCGAGGUACAGUAUUGGCCAGAGUAUCCCUUGGAGAGGACUGAGUGCACCUGUGUAGAAACAUCACACAUCGGGGACUGGGCUACAGAGCAGCCUUCGUUGUGAUUGUUCCUGACAGCAGGGGGCGCUAUUGUGUGCGCACACUUGCAGUCUGAGUGAGUGUGUAGGUGUCAGUCCUGUGGACUGCUGGAUGAGAUGCUCCUUCACGCACCCGCGCCCUGUUUGGAGCUCCGAGUUGAAGCCCAGUCUGGGCUGCAGAUCCCCUGCAAUGUUUGGAGGCCCCGCCCACAGGCCGCACGUUAAUCAUCCUCCAGAUGUUCUCGUAGGGCUCUAGGUCAUACAGAUGUUUUUACAGUUGUCGCUCCCUCUCAUUUGUGAACUGAUACUGUAUUCUUAUUUCAAUUGUCAUUUUAAAAAAAAAUAAUUUUGCAAUAAAAAUAUUUGGG